UGGCGUGGAUGGGAUGGGAUGGGAUGGGACGGGACGCCACGAGGAAAUCCCAGGACUAUCUAAGAUGUUCCUAAUGCCAAGGGAUGGGGGGGUCUUUCCAACUCGGACCCCCCCUCCCCAAUGAAGAGUGGGGGGGGAACCCCCCUCCUGGCCACCCCCUGCCAAGUCAGCCCCCUCCCCUCCCGCCAUGGAGGGAGUUGCAUUGGCACAGAUUUGGGGUGAGUUGGGGGUGCAUUGACCCCUCCUAUCCCCGCCUGGCCGGCGUCCCGUUGGAGUUACUUGCCUGCGACAAGCAGCCCAGCCCAGCCCAGCCCAGCCCCGGGAGCGGAGGCGGAGUCUCUCGGCCGGCUCCCCCAGCAGCUGGCUGGUUGCUGUCUCACUCGCUACCCUCGCCCGCCUGCCCGUUUGCAGCUCCUGGCAUCGCCUGCAGGACCCCCACUUCCUCCCCAAUGGACGUCCUUCCGGAACCCCUCCUGGUGCGGAUCUUGGCCAGCCUGCCCGCCCUCGACCUGGUGCUGGUGUGCCGCCUGGUUUGCUCCCAGUGGAAGGCGCUGGUGGACGGAGGGGCCCUCUGGCUGCUGAAAUGCCAGGAAGAGGGCUUCGCGGGCGAGGACGCGGAUGUGGAAGGCGCAGAGAGCUGGCAAACCCUCUAUUUUCUCCAUAAGAAGAAGCGGAAUUUGGUCAAGAACCCAAACGGAGAAGAGGGUCUCCAGCAUUGGGAGGAUGUGCAAAACGGGGGUGACGGCUGGAAAGUGGAAGAGCUGCCGGGCGAUUUCGGAAAGGAUUUCCCCAGGGAGGAAGUCCGCACCUAUUUCGUGUCCUCUUUUGACUGGUGCAGCAAAUCCCAAAUAAUUGAUCUGCAAGCUGAAGGCUACUGGGAGGAGCUGUUGGAUACCACCCAGCCCAAAAUCAUAGUGAAGGACUGGUAUGCUGCUCGCUGCGAUGCUGGCUGCCUUUACCACCUGAAGGUGAAGCUGCUGUCUGCUAACGAAGACACGGUGGCCGAAUUCGAGAGCGAAACCAUCGCAGUCCCCCAGGACAACGAGGGCGAGUGGGCUGAGAUCACUCAUACUUUUGCCGAUUACGGUCCCGGCGUGCGCUUUGUCCGUUUCGAACACGGCGGUCAGGAUACGGUGUUCUGGAAGGGCUGGUACGGCGCCCGGGUGACAUCCAGCAUGGUGACGGUGGAACCUUAACUCUCGGCAUUUGCACGUCGGAGCAGGCUGGCCCCUCUGCAGGAAACCCUCACUACAAGAUGAUGCCUGGGAAUUGGCAAAUAUCGCUUUAAAAGCCAAAAAAAAAAAAGGUCCAUUCAUUUAGCCAGCAAAGGAAGGCCCUUCUUAACAGCAUUAAGACCCCCCUCCCCCGAGGCAAAGCAGUAUACUGGGGGCCUCCUACGACAGCCACUCACAGGAAUAAAAAUGUAAAUGGUCGAUAAAAUUAAACAUAUAUUUAUUUUAUUGGCACUUCCAACAAAAUCGGUGUUGGUAUGAAGCCACUAUGCUCGUGGGGCCCAUAAGCCCAUGCGUUAAGACAGCCCUGCUUAGCUGUUGUUUAACCGAGAGCCCCUGCAUAUCCACUGGACAAAUGCAUAAAUAAAUUCAGUUUCCAAAAAAAAGUUACAGCUGUGUUU
This is a messenger RNA of Ahaetulla prasina, 1633 nucleotides long. It is a transcript of the gene FBXO2, whose product is annotated as F-box protein 2. Gene Ontology annotation, molecular function: protein binding; ubiquitin protein ligase activity. Gene Ontology annotation, cellular component: SCF ubiquitin ligase complex; cytoplasm. Gene Ontology annotation, biological process: SCF-dependent proteasomal ubiquitin-dependent protein catabolic process; glycoprotein catabolic process. The record is from RefSeq and is a predicted model, not a curated record. The transcript is spliced from 6 exons. Bases 84 to 1196 code for a protein of 370 amino acids. Lineage: Eukaryota; Metazoa; Chordata; Lepidosauria; Squamata; Colubridae.